Molecule: messenger RNA, 876 nt
Organism: Meloidogyne enterolobii
Lineage: Eukaryota; Metazoa; Nematoda; Chromadorea; Rhabditida; Meloidogynidae
Source: the annotation of a GenBank genome assembly
AUGGAAAAUAUUAAAAGACUUACAAAAGAUUUGAGACAUAUCAAUUUUGAAUACUUUCAACAGUUUGAAUGGAAUAUUAAAUUAAAAACCGAAUGUCAAAAAUGUUUAGAUUUUAUUGUUUUGUCUAAAACAUCAUUAAACCCAAAUUUUGUUUUAAAUGAAAAGUCUUUUAAAGAGAAAUGUAAAUUUAUAAUUGAAAAUCUACAGAGUAAUUUAGUAAACGGUUUAAAAUUAAAUAAAUAUUCGGACGAAGCCAAACAAAUUGAGGAGAUAUUUAAAUUAUUAAAAAAAGUUAAAGAGCUUUUAAAUAAAAAAAUUACAAAAACAAAUUUAAAUAAAUUGUUUGAAAAUUUAAAUGAAGCAAUUAAUUUAAUUGAUAAUACAAAUCCAAUGAUUGCUUAUUUUAAAGAAUUAAAGACAAUUGAGGAACUUGCAAAGUUUAGGGCUGCACGUAUUUUACAGUUUUGGAAAGAGUCUAGAAAAGUAAUUUUUAAUGAAAAAGAAAAUAUACGACAAGUCGAGAUUCUUGAUGAAAUGGAGAAAUUAAUUUAUGAAGAGAAUGUUAAAGAAUUUGAUGAACGAUUGGAAGAUAAAUAUGAACUUUUGUUGAAGAAUUGGGAAAAAUUAUUUUUCGAAGAAGAAAAGGAAAAAAAUAUUUUUUACAAACAAAUAUUGCCUGAAAGUGAUGAAAUUAAAAAGAAAUUUGAAAAUUCUGGUGAUCUAUUUGUUGGAUAUUGUUUAACUAAAAGAAUUGAAAAUUCAUUCAAUAAAGAUGGAACUGUGAAGAUUUCUGAAUUUUUGAGUAAUGGUGCUGGACAGGAAUAUGGAUUGGAAUUGAGUGAAGUUUUGGGGCAAAAACGUAUUGAUAUUGGGUAA